CACGCACCCCAGUCAUUGUGUUUCUCACGCGUUUCUCGAUCUACCACCCUCCUAACCGCUCUCCUAACCGAUUUAAGAGGUGAAGUUCAAGCUCGCUCGAGAAAAGUACACCCCCGAGUUCUCGUUUCCGAUCUCGAAGAUGGUCAAUUCACGAUUUAUCGGAUCGGCGUUUAUUCUUGCUGCAGUCACCUGCAUUUUUGCGGUACCGAUUCAAAAUGGGGGCAGCGCAAUGGAAAUCCAAUUGACGCAAGGGUUCAAAAGCGCAAUUUAGAUCAGAUCGGAGGAGGCAAUUUGCUACGAUCACUGCAAGAACAAAAUUUACCUUAUCAUGUACGGAAUUUGGAUCCGAUCACCUGGGAUCAUCUUCUUCGCUCUCAUUUGAGCUCUUACCAGCAACAAAACCAGGAACUUCAGAGCCCUCGAGACGAUUCACAUGCGGGUCAUCUGAGACAGCCCUCUCGCUUGGUAUUUGAACGAGAUUCUGAUCUUCGCAGAAAAUCUGGAUGGCCAAACACCGUCAACGGGGUGGAAAUAUAUGAGGGAGCAUUGAAACGCAACAUGGACGAGAUUGAUCGUACAGGAUUUGACAACUUUGUGAAGCGCAAUUUUGAUGAAAUAGAUCGCUCUGGAUGGGACAGUUUCGUGAAAAGACGCAUCGCAAACGCUUAUUUUUCCGGCAGACAACAUUAA
This is a messenger RNA of Cotesia congregata, 690 nucleotides long. NCBI's taxonomy places the organism in Eukaryota, Metazoa, Arthropoda, Insecta, Hymenoptera, Braconidae. The record is from the annotation of a GenBank genome assembly.